Chinchilla lanigera (long-tailed chinchilla) is the source of this 1385-nucleotide messenger RNA. It is a transcript of the gene Cela1, whose product is annotated as chymotrypsin-like elastase family, member 1. Bases 213 to 1013 code for a protein of 266 amino acids. Gene Ontology annotation, molecular function: serine-type endopeptidase activity. The record is from RefSeq and is a predicted model, not a curated record. Gene Ontology annotation, biological process: proteolysis. The transcript is spliced from 8 exons. Lineage: Eukaryota; Metazoa; Chordata; Mammalia; Rodentia; Chinchillidae.
UCCAACCUUGUUCUGUCUUUGAAUAACAGAUAAAUUAGUUGACUUGAAAAGCAAUCAUUUCAUUUGUACUUCCAUGUCACCUGUGACUUUCCCUGCCUUCCACCCACAGCCCUGUCAGCUGGCAGGAAGAAGGUCAGCAAAGCUGCUGAUAAGAGGAGUAUAAAGAGGGCUUGGUUCAUGGCAAGAGGGCAGUGGUCUACUUCACUGGCAAGAUGCUGCGCUUCCUCGUGCUCACCACCCUGGUCCUUUAUGGACACAGCACCCAGGACUUUCCAGAAACUAAUGCUCGAGUAGUUGGAGGGACCGAGGCCAGGAAGAAUUCCUGGCCCUCUCAGAUUUCCCUCCAGUACUCUUCUCUAGGCUCCUGGCACCACACCUGUGGAGGGACCCUCAUCAGACAGAACUGGGUGUUGACAGCUGCUCACUGUGUAGACAGUUCACGGACCUUCCGUGUGGUUGUCGGAGAACACAACCUGCAGCAGAACGAUGGUACUGAGCAGUACGUGAGCGUGCAGAAGAUCGUGAUACAUUCGCAGUGGAACCGCAAUAACGUAGCUGCUGGCUAUGACAUCGCCCUGUUGCGCCUGGCCCAGGCAGUUACCCUCAACAGCUACGUGAAGCUGGGUGUUCUGCCCCAGGAGGGAGUCGUCCUGGCUAACAACUCUCCCUGCUACAUAACAGGCUGGGGCCUGACCAGGACCAAUGGGCAGUUGUCCCCGACCCUGCAGCAGGCUUACCUGCCCACUGUGAGCUAUGCCACCUGCUCCACCUCUUCCUACUGGGGCUCCACUGUGAAGAACACCAUGGUGUGCGCUGGCGGAGAUGGAGUUCGUUCUGGAUGCCAGGGUGAUUCUGGAGGCCCCCUCAACUGCUUGGUGAAUGGUCAGUAUUCUGUCCAUGGAGUGACCAGCUUUGUGUCCUCGCUGGGUUGCAAUGUUGCCAGGAAGCCCACAGUCUUCACGCGCGUCUCUGCUUACAUUUCUUGGAUAAACAAUGUCAUCGCCUCCAACUAAACGUUUUCCUGAGUCCAGUGGCCUUCCCGAGACGGUUCAUAGAUCUGCAUGCAAUAGAACUUGAGUCAACAAGAAAAAAAUAGAGCUGAGGUUAUAGCUUGGUGGUAGAGUGCUUCUGUAGGAUGCUCAAGGCCCUGGGUUACAUCCUCAGUGCUGGAAAACAAAACAAAAAAAAAAAAACAGCAAACAAUCAAACAUUCUGAGACUACUGAAUCAGAGCCAGAUUAAAAAAAAAAAAAAAAAAAAAAAAAAAACGGGUGAAAACAGGCGCUCACAAAUUUGAGGCCACCCUAGGCUACCCAGUGAGUUUAAGGCCACCCUGGACUAGACAGAAAGACCCUGUCUCAAAAAAGCGCAAAUAAAAUGGAAUGU